ACGUCGUCGUACCAGUUUGACGGUGGAUGUUCCACGGAGGACCCGCCGUUCGUGCCUAUAACAUGGAACAUUGCUUUACCGUUCUCGAUCGACGACGACGAGAUCGAAGAACUCCCGAGGUGAAGAAGCGAUGCGCAGCCUCGCUCGCAGGCUACUAGUAUGGCCGAUGUUGGUACUGUCCCUGCUGGUGGCCGGCCGUCUGCUGUUUGGCCGUGAUGUUCGACUGCCGACGACGACGCUCAUCUUUCAUGAUGAUACUCUGAUCCCGGUUGGCAACCACGUAAACUUACCGCAGGAUGCUGAUCCGCCUGCUUAUGCGGCUGGUAUUUACAUGGCGGGUCAACAACCGCGUAAUGGAAGUGCCUGCAGGUGGUACUACGGUCUGCCGGAUGUUCUCUCCUAUCCGCCGUUCAGGCUCACCUGGACUCCCGAAAUCGGGGAGAAGAGUCCCUACAGGGUCCUGCCGUUCGUGGUGCGCGGCGCCGCCGAAGCGACGGACAGGUUGCCCCAAGUCACGCUGUCCACACACGCCACCGCCGAUCAGGUUUAUGGGAUUGUGGAGCUGGCCAGACGGUGGGAGGGACCGCUCAGCCUGGCGGUGUUCGCGCCAGGCCUCGACGCUGGCCUCGCUGUCGCUCAGCUUGAUCGGGCCUGUCGGUGCGAGCCUGCCAUGUACAAGGUUUCCGUCCAUCUGGUGUUUCCGGCCGGUCGACCGCCCGCCUUGGGUGCAAUCGGUCACACCCGGGACGAUUGCGCCGCGUCCGAUCUUCAGGGGCGGCAAGCCGAGACCGAGAGGAAACGCAGGGGCAUGACGUAUCCCAUCAACGUCGCCCGGAACGUAGCUAGGAUAGCGGCGAACACGUCUCGCGUCCUGGUGUCGGACAUCGAGCUGCUACCGAGCGCUCGGCUAGCCUCCGGCUUCAUGGAGAUGGUGCGCCAGCGUCCGCCCAAGGUCGGCGUGGUCUUCGUCGUGCCCGUCUUCGAGAUAGCGUCCAACGAACCGCCGCCGACGACGAAGCGUGAACUCCUCGCUGCCUGCCGGGCUGGCUUGGCAGUGUACUUCCACAGGUAUGCGUGGAUCUACAACUCACGCGUCCUAAUUUUAGAUCUAUCGACUUUCUGCCGUUGUGACAAUCGCAACGCAACACCUGCUGCGUCGACGGUACGUAAAAGACGGUACGCUAACGGAAUCGUCCGUGGCAGGUUCCUCUGCCCGCACUGCCAGAGGUUUCCCGGAUUGACCAGGUGGAUGAUCAGGCCGGAUCCGAACAAAGUGCGCCCGUUGAUUGUCACCAGGAGGGAAUAUCCGCAUCACAGAUGGGAGCCGGUUUUCAUCGGCACGCGGGACGACCCGCUCUACACGGAAGAGAUGUCCUGGGAAGGGAAGCAGGACAAGAUGGCCCAGAUGUUCGAGAUGUGCCUCCUGAAUUAUCGGCUGGUCGUGCUCGACGGUGCCUUCUUAGUGCACACUCCGGGAAUCAAGCGGAAAACGCGCAAGAUCAACGCGACCGUGCAGGAGUUCUUCCGGCCACACGAGAGGAGGAACGCGAGGAUCUACCAGCGCGUGAUAAAGCGCCUGAUUAAGCGAUACCCGAUCAACCGUAGAUGCGCACAGUGAAAAGGGGGGUUAGAAGGCAGCGUAAUGCUUCCUACAAGAGAGAGGAACAGAGAAGCGCCUCUUCGAUACAUGCACGGUGCCUGUAACCGCGUACUAACAAUAGGAAAAUAUUUUUCAGCACGUCAUGUUUGUUAGGCCUAGGAAGGCGAGGGACAUUACCUCGGCUUAACGACGAUCAAUUCUUUUUCACCGCGAGAAUAAAGGUUUUUACACGAGUAA
This is a messenger RNA of Ooceraea biroi (clonal raider ant), 1837 nucleotides long. Its product is annotated as beta-1,4-glucuronyltransferase 1. The record is from RefSeq and is a predicted model, not a curated record. NCBI's taxonomy places the organism in Eukaryota, Metazoa, Arthropoda, Insecta, Hymenoptera, Formicidae.